This is a messenger RNA of Dracunculus medinensis (Guinea worm), 675 nucleotides long. Lineage: Eukaryota; Metazoa; Nematoda; Chromadorea; Rhabditida; Dracunculidae. The record is from the annotation of a GenBank genome assembly.
UCAGGAAUAAAUCUUAUAAUAAUGGAAUAUUUUGUUAAUCCAGUAAAUCGUGGUUUUUUCUGCAAUGAUAAUUCAAUUUAUUUUCCUUACAAGCAAGAAAUAAUUAACUCGACUCUUUUAGCUUUUAUUAUAUUCGUAAUGAUUGUAGUGAUCGUAAGUUUCUCAUAUUCUAAUUGUUUGCAUGUGGCAAAAAUAGCCAAUAUUUCAGUACAUUGUCUAUUUGCAAUAUUCAUAAAUUUGUAUAUUUGUCAACUAACCAAAUUAUCAGUUGGACGCUUACGACCACAUUUUCUAGCGGUUUGUAGGCCAAAUAUUGAUUUAGAAGCAUGUGCUAAUACGCUUAAAUAUAUCGAAACGUACAACUGCACUGGGCCUUACAAUGUAGUGCGGCAAGCCAGGUUGUCAUUCUUCAGUGGACAUGCGUCGAUAGCGAUGACUGCCUUGUACUUGCAAGCACGCUUUCCUCGACAUUUAUAUGGAUUGGGUAGCCUACCACUUAUACAAAUGUUCGUGCUUAGUAUCGCUCUAUUCGUUGGCUUUACACGAAUUCGAGACAAUUCGCAUCAUCCAUCCGACGUUUUAGCUGGAUACAUAUUCGGAACGAUCGUUAGUAUAAUCGCGGUAUUUUUGUUUUUACCUCCCAUGUUUUCUUGUGGAUCUUAUUUAAUUAAUUAG